Molecule: messenger RNA, 3799 nt
Organism: Caenorhabditis auriculariae
Lineage: Eukaryota; Metazoa; Nematoda; Chromadorea; Rhabditida; Rhabditidae
Source: the annotation of a GenBank genome assembly
AUGUCGGUGAAAAUUCAAGCCGAGCCGAGUUGUCCGGAAAAAAUGCAGACGUUUGACUUUCUGGAUGAGCUACCGGCCACAGAAAAGAUGCAAGGUGAAACUAGGAGUCGGACGAGACUGACUGAGGUUCAGACAGUCCUCUGGAGAUCCUCGACGCGGAGGAGAAGACCGACUGGAAGCUCAUCUCGGUGGCGGGCGUCGUCGCCUUCCUCACCGUCAUCGAGAACACCGUCGUCGGCAUGAGCGAGUGGCCCUACAUGAAACAGGUUCGAGCUUUAAUAAUCUAGUGAGAAGCUCGGAAAGGGGAUAUAACGUCGGCUAACAUUGAGAAAAGCCUAGCCUCAUUGGAAGCCAUCCCAAGUAUCUGCAAUUGUCUCCUUAGUUUCAUGAUGAAAGUCCGCGUUUCAUGAUAAAAUGUUAAUGAGUAGAGAAGACGUAAUGACGAGGUGCAGAGUCAUCGCAGGAACUAAUUAAAAUGCGUCACAAGUUUCUCAGCAACUCAUCAGAAAUGGUUUGGAUGUUAACGCUCCACUACACAUAUCAUAUGUGACAUAUGAUGACCAAAGACACAAAUAAUCGUGAUUCAGGAAUUUUACAACUCGAAUUUUUUUCAAGGAGAAACCUUUGUUGAUGGUCCAACAUUAAACUAAUUUCCGCUCAUCGAAUCUUUUCUUGGAACACCUUUUAACUAGAAAAACUGUGAGUCAUGCAGAUCAAAGAAUGCCUACGUUGGAUCUCUCGUCCUUUACCUGUUUUUUUUUCUUUGCACUUUCACUCGUAGCGAUAUAUAUCGACGAAUGGAAACGUUAUGGGAAAAACAAAAAUAAUUGUUUUCGGGAGCUGUUUUGGACUUGCGGAGAUCAUACGUCCCAUCCAGAACACGACUAUUUAUUGGCCCAUGUAACCUCGAAUCGAAUGGGAAUCACUGAUCUUUUUUGAAAGUUUAACCACUUAUUUUGAGAGAAAAAUAGCGAUUUUUUUCGAAGAUGAAAAAAAAAAGAAAGAAACCAGAAGUCGAUAAUUUUCCAGCGUGGAUGAUGUCAUUCUACUGACUUUGAUCAAUGGAAACAAUUUUGCCGCAAAUAUUGUUUUGUUCAUUUCGAUUUCAGAUGAGGCUGGUAAAUGUUUGAAAAAAACGAAAGAAAUUUUCGAAAAUGCGAAAAGUAUAAGCUACCCUUUCCUCUGCCGCUAGCCGCGGAUCAAGAAAAAAAAAUUUAUAUCUUAAUUUCAUAACAGCUGAUUUGAGUUUUUAAAUAACGAAAUCAAAGUAGCUUCUGGCAGCCAUUCUGACUUCGAAACAGAUAACUAUAUUUUUUUCUUUGCUUCUCAAAAAAAAUCUUCUUAGCCGUGUCAAUAAUAAUAUUAAUCAUAAUAAUAAUUAGAGUUUGUUGACUGAAAAUCAAAAAAGUUGAAUUAGAUUCAAAAAGAAAGGUGAAAACAAGAGAUUGGAAGAAGGACAAGGAUACACGGGACCAUUCCUAAUCUGCUGUCCGAAGUCGCAGUGGGUCUCUCCGUAAAAAGAGCCAAGAAACAUACUUGCUUCGAUCGAGACCAUGAUUAGAAAAUAAUCAAAAACAUUUUUGUAACUAUCCCAUUUCUUCAAAAUCGUGACAAUACGGUCACGGUUUUUUUUUUCGAACUCAUUUUUCACUCAAAUCGAAACGACAACUUUUAUAUUUCAGAUAGACAAAGAAGCGACGGCGCAGUUUUUCGGAGCCGCGACGUCGGCUUCGAAGGCCGGACACGCCAUUUUCACUCUUGUCUUUGCUGCUUGGAGCUUCCAUUACAAAACUGUCAAGUCUGUUCCCUUACCGCAGAAAUCUUGAGCCAUGAGUGGAAGAUUGAGAAACUUUUCGAAAUAGAAUUCAAAUUAAUAAUAAAGAAUAAAAGCAGAAUAAAAGCAAAGUCAUAAUAAAAGCAAAUAACUUCAGAAAAAUCUCUUACUUCAAUAAGUCUUCAGAUUUUUUUCAAGUUUCAGAAAAGAUUUCUCAUAUCUGUUUUUUAUUAGUCAUGAGUGGAGAAAAACGCGUUUAUUUCUCAUGUUUCUAUGAUCUUGGAGGCAAAGAAAAGAGGGCGCAGACGAGCGAGACUGUUUCAAGUCCUGGGGAAUGAAAUACAACUCAACUAACUUUCACAUUUACUCCAAUUUUCUUCUCAAAAUUAUCGUUCUGCAGAGCUCCACUAAUCGCAGGACGAGUUGUGGCGACCAUUGCGUGUAUCCUUUACCUUGGCGUCGAGAUUCUUCCCUCAGGCCACAGAUACCUCAUGAUGUUCUGCUACAUCUUGUUCGGAAUCGCCAGCAGUUAUUAUUCAUCGUUUCUCACGAAAUUCAGUCCUCUCGCUUCAGGUGCCUCGACCAUUCUCCGGGCCUACGUCGUCGCUAUUUCCUCUUCCAAAGAUCGUCCUCGAGCUUUUACUUGCAUCUCCGCCGCAACCAUAUUUUCGAUCAUCAUCGGACCUUGUGAGUCGCAGAUUUUUGUUUUGAAAAGGGAAGCUGAGUUUUUGAACGACCUGUUCGCUUAUUAUUAUUCCAUCAAAUCAAGAAAAGAAAGAAGCUCAGAGAAAUUCGCAUUCGAUCCGCCUCCCUACGAACAAAAGAAAGUUUUCAGUGGUGCAGCUGGCUUUCACUAGGAUUCCGUACCCAGGCUACACCCUGCUGCCUCGGGUCCAUCUCCACGUCUACUCUGCUCCCAUCUGGAUCGCCUCUCUCACCAACUUCGUCGCCAUCGCAGUCAUUCUCUGCUACAUUCGAGACGCUCGCAAAAGGAAGCCCGCUGCCGGUGCCCCAAGCCUUAAAAACUAAAAAUGAUUCAAAUUCAGAACGCAAGAAGAUCAAUUUGGAAACUCUGAAGCUGAAGUUCAGAAAGUUGAGAAAGAGCAACAUCAACUGGAAAUUAGUUAUUUUGUGUUGGACCAUGAAAACCGCUACCACGUUCUCCCAUCUCACAUUUGCAACGUUUGUUUUGGAUUUUGAGCUUUUUCAAAGCGAAAUAUUCUCUCAGAAUUCUCUCAAUAUUUUUGAUGGCGGCGUACGGCUGGACUGGAGCCUUCACCGUCCGGAUCAUCUCCAUGUUGAUGGGCGGCGUGGGUCUCAUGUCCAUAACAGUUCUUUUUUCCUACAUGGUCUGCCGGAUGGGCGAAAUGUACGUCACAAAGCUUUUCCUCAACGUUCCUUGCUUCAGAAUCCAACAAAGAUUCGCCUUCUUUGCGGCUAUGGCCAUGUCGGCACUCCUCUACGUCAUCACGUACCCCUACCCCUUCACCAGUAAUUCCAUCGCCAAAUACGACAGUUCGUUUUCCAGAAGAAUCUUCAGUGGUUAAUCAUUUCCAGAUGUGACUGACACUGGCUGCGAUCCCUCGAGGUACACUUGGUGUGAGACUUCGAGCGCAGUCAAUCCUAUACUUCUACUCGCAUCGCUGGUCGUCGUCAAGGGAAUCGCUAUUCCGACGUCCCAUGUCUCGCUCGACACCAUCUACUCCAGAAUCCUUGGCGGCAUCGAUCAGGUAUUACCACAGCCCAAAAAAACAUGAGCUUCUGCGUUGCAGAGUGUGAUGCAAGGAACUAUUUUAGUCGUGGAAGACAUCGUCGCUGUCAUGACGCCCAUUUACGCCUCGUAAGAUUUUCUAUUCACAAUAAAAUCGAAAAAAAAAGAAACUGAUUUUCAUUUUAAUUUCUCUUUUCAGAUCAGUCUUCGCCCAUUUUGGAAUCGAGUCGCUGUGGAUAACUAACGGCGUCUUAUUCUGUUUGGCGACAUUCUUAUGGGCCUGUUUCCUCGGAGAACUUCGGCCUUUCCAUUAA